AUGCUGGGCCCCACUGGGCCGGACGUGCGGGCCCAGAUUUCCCUGGAAUCUCCGUUCUUCCCCGGGAACGGGCAAUUCCAGCCGCUCUCCGAGAGCCUGCGGAGCUACGUCAUGAGCCACUUCCGCUGGAACCAGCUCGGCCGCAAGAACGCCACCGAGCCCGGGAAACGGGAAAAGGAGGAGGAGGAGGAAGAGGAAAAAUUCGGGAACGACGAUCCGGAAUUCCCGGAAAAGCCGGGAAAGCGCUCGUAUUCCAUGGAGCACUUCCGCUGGGGGAAACCCGUGGGGCGCAAGAGGAGGCCGGUGAAGGUUUAUCCCAACCUUGGGGCCGAGGAGGAGUCGGAGGAGAAUUCCCGCUUGGAAUUGCGGCGGGAAGAACCCUCCGAGGAGGAGGAGGAGGAGGAGGAGGAGGAAGGGUUGGCGGAAUUCCCGUGGAAUUCCCGGCAGGAGAAGCGUUACGGGGGAUUCAUGAGCUCGGAGCGGAUGCGGACGCCGCUGGUGACGCUCUUCAGGAACGCCAUCGCGAAGAGUUUCUCCAAGGACGGGCAGUGA
Molecule: messenger RNA, 552 nt
Organism: Camarhynchus parvulus
Lineage: Eukaryota; Metazoa; Chordata; Aves; Passeriformes; Thraupidae
Gene: POMC
Product: proopiomelanocortin
Cellular component (GO): extracellular region
Molecular function (GO): hormone activity
Source: RefSeq, a predicted model, not a curated record